AUGGACAAGAACCGCUACGACUCAAGGUUCCGGUACAGCGUAGAGCGGAGGAGAAGCCGGCAAAUCAGGGGACGGUUGCUUCAUGUAAUAACGGCUUUAAAAGACAACCAACCGCAGAUGGAUGGGGAAAAAAAGACUGGAUCAGAGAACGAGCCACAAGACAUGGAUCACGAUCAAGGACACCAUGACUCCAGAAUCACUUCAACUUUGGUCUGCGAUUUAAAUAAAGUUCUGAGCGAUGUUGUGUCCAUGUCAAAAACGAUGGAAAGACUGGGUGAUCGUGUCGUAUAUCUGGAUGGGGAGUUGCCAAAUUUUCUAAAAACGCAACAUCUUCCGUCUAUUAUUCCAAAAAAUCUAAUCGAACGACAGUUACUUAUAAAACCUUUUAAUGAACAAGUAGAUGUAGUCAGCUGCAAAUUUCUGCCAGAUGGAGAGGCUUCCAAAUGGUGGAAACGUAUCCGAGAUAUAAGCAUGCAAGUUGAUGAAAAAAGUCCAAUUAAUUGGCCUAAGAUGAAGAGGCUACUUAUGGCUAAAUUCCUUUCUCCUGAUUGUUAA
Lactuca virosa is the source of this 555-nucleotide messenger RNA. NCBI's taxonomy places the organism in Eukaryota, Viridiplantae, Streptophyta, Magnoliopsida, Asterales, Asteraceae. The record is from the annotation of a GenBank genome assembly.